Anguilla anguilla (European eel) is the source of this 579-nucleotide messenger RNA. It is a transcript of the gene polr2l, whose product is annotated as RNA polymerase II, I and III subunit L. The coding region runs from base 178 to 381 and encodes 67 amino acids. Gene Ontology annotation, molecular function: zinc ion binding; DNA-directed RNA polymerase activity; DNA binding. Gene Ontology annotation, biological process: tRNA transcription by RNA polymerase III; transcription by RNA polymerase I; transcription by RNA polymerase II. Gene Ontology annotation, cellular component: RNA polymerase II, core complex; RNA polymerase III complex; RNA polymerase I complex. The record is from RefSeq and is a predicted model, not a curated record. The transcript is spliced from 3 exons. NCBI's taxonomy places the organism in Eukaryota, Metazoa, Chordata, Actinopteri, Anguilliformes, Anguillidae.
UUCAAUUUACAAAAACUUUAAAAAUCUAUUUGACCUUUUCUAUGUGGUGGUACAUACCUUAUACCUAAAAUGGUACAAACCAAUUGUGCCUGAUAGUUGUUGGUGUGGGAAGGACCGUCAUCGGGCUUCAUCUCUCUGCUGAAAUUCAAAAGAAACCUUAGAAUUAGCGCCGCGACCAUGAUCAUCCCAGUUCGGUGCUUCACAUGUGGGAAGAUCGUAGGAAACAAGUGGGAGGCGUACCUUGGCCUGCUUCAAGCCGAGUACACAGAAGGCGAUGCUCUGGAUGCCCUCGGCUUGAAGAGGUACUGCUGUCGUAGGAUGCUGCUGGCUCACGUGGAUCUCAUUGAAAAACUGCUUAACUACGCGCCUCUGGAGAAAUGAGUGUCAUUUGGAAUCUGUAAAGACACUUGCACUCUGAAUACACACUGUCACUGGUCACAUCAACCGGUACUCACAAACUGAUGCAUACAGAAUCGUGUACAGGCUGGGAGCACGUCUACAGAUGGAUAUUCACACCCUGUACUUUCAGUUUAAAUUAUUUUUGUAAGGUUGUUUUCUGAAUAAAAGAUUUUUCUUCCA